AAAAAAUCGACAACCCCAUAAAAGUGGAGAGAGGUCGUCUCACGUUCCAUACUAUGCUCGCUCUCCCUUCUUCUCGUCUUGUUCCUUCUCACCACUUUCCCAAAACCCAUAUCCAGAAAACUCACACGCAACCCCACUAAAUCCGGAUCUACCUCACUAACAAUGGCCUCCCUUUCAUCAAAUGCUCACCCGCUCGAUAGAAAAUCUUCUCUAGCUUGUGUCGCACCUCUAGAAGCAAUUCUAUUUGAUAUUGAUGGAACAUUGUGUGAUUCAGAUCCCUUCCAUUAUUAUGCUUUCCGUGAAAUGCUUCAAGAAGUAGGUUUUAAUGGUGGGGUUCCUAUCACUGAGGAAUUCUUCAGUGAGAAGAUAGCUGGAGUUCAUAAUGAGUAUCUUUGUAGUAUCCUCUUUCCUGAUUGGGAUAUCGAAAGAGCAAGACAGUUUUUGGUAGAUAAGGAAGCCAUGUUCCGAAGAUUUAUAUCUGAAAAGAUAGAACCUCUUAAGGGCCUCCCUAGGUUGCGCCAAUGGAUUGAAAAACCAGGCUUCAGAAGGGCUGCAGUAACAAAUGCUACAAAACUAAAUGCCGAGCUAAUAUUAUCAAAGUUGAAGCUCACGGAUUUCUUUGAAAUUGUUGUUCUUGGAGAGGAAUGCAUACGAGCAAAACCAUUUCCUGAUCCUUACUUGACGGCUCUUGAAAAGCUUAACCUGUCAAACGAGCAUGCUUUCAUCUUUGAGGAUUCUGUUUUGGGAGUGAAGGCUGGAGUAGCAGCCGGAAUGCCAGUAGUGGGUUUAGGCACAAGGAACCCCGAGGAAGCAUUGAUUAAUGCGGGAGCCUCCUUUGUUAUUAAAGAUUUUGAUGACCCAAAAUUGUGGGAAGCACUGGAAGAGAUUGUGAAGAAGGUGGAGUAACAACGCUUACAACUUGAAAUGCAAUGACAAGGAACAAGGAUAAAGUAGCAAAAGGUGUAAGCUUCUAAAUUUCUAAACAAAUAACCAUGCUGUACUUGUGUAGUAUAGUGUUCUGGCACCGGGACAUCCUACUGAAAUAUGGUGAUCCUGCUCAAUCUUAACUUCAAAUCAUGUUUUUGUUGUACGUUUGAAAGCUCAGUCAAUAAAACCCGACCCCUAUGAUAUU
Molecule: messenger RNA, 1132 nt
Organism: Malus domestica (apple)
Lineage: Eukaryota; Viridiplantae; Streptophyta; Magnoliopsida; Rosales; Rosaceae
Product: haloacid dehalogenase-like hydrolase domain-containing protein Sgpp
Source: RefSeq, a predicted model, not a curated record